This is a messenger RNA of Myiozetetes cayanensis, 6275 nucleotides long. RefSeq names its product fatty acyl-CoA reductase 2 (gene FAR2). Gene Ontology annotation, cellular component: peroxisome. The record is from RefSeq and is a predicted model, not a curated record. Lineage: Eukaryota; Metazoa; Chordata; Aves; Passeriformes; Tyrannidae. The coding region runs from base 198 to 1742 and encodes 514 amino acids. Gene Ontology annotation, biological process: long-chain fatty-acyl-CoA metabolic process. Gene Ontology annotation, molecular function: alcohol-forming very long-chain fatty acyl-CoA reductase (NADP+) activity. The transcript is spliced from 12 exons.
ACCCUCCCCCGGGUGCGGGCUCACCCUCCCCCGGGCUCCCGGCUCACCCUCCCCCGGGUGCGGGCUCGGAGCAGCGGGGCAGGCGCUGCGGUUCCCCUCCUCCCUCCCUCCCCCGGCCGGAUACACAGUGUCAGACCCGGAGAGCGAGGAGAGAGGUUUGGUACCUGCUGCAGGAAAGGCCAGGACAAGAAAGCACCAUGUCUGCAGUCUCAGCUUAUUACAAUGGAAAGACCGUUCUUAUCACGGGAGCGACGGGUUUCGUGGGCAAAGUGCUGGUGGAAAAGCUCCUGCGCUCCAGCCCGGAGGUGAAGGCAGUUUAUAUUCUUGUCAGGCCAAAGGCAGGACAAUCAAUGCAAGAGAGAGUGGCCAACAUGUUGAAAUGCAAGGUCUUUGACAGGGUCCGAGAAGAUUGCCCUAAUUUCCACGAGAAGAUUAAGCCUAUUAAUGCUGAACUCACUCAGCCCAAGCUGGCCAUCAGUGCUGAAGACGAGGAGGAGCUUCUGAGCCGGGUCAAUAUUGUCUUCCACUGUGCGGCAACUGUUCGCUUUGACGAGCCCCUGAAGCACGCCCUGCAGCUGAACGUCAUGGGCACGCAGCGGCUCCUGGAGCUGGCCCGGCAGAUGCAGAACCUCGAGGCCUUCAUCCACAUCUCCACCGCCUAUGCAAACUGCGUGCGCAAAUGCAUCGAGGAGGUCAUCUACCCGCCCGCCGAGCCCAAGAAGCUCUUCGACUUAGUAGAGUGGUUGGAUGAAUCCAUCAUUCAAGACAUCACACCCAAGUUGCUUGGGGAGUGGCCCAACACUUACACCUACACCAAAGCCUUGUCAGAAUACCUGAUCCAGCAAGAGAAAGGGAACUUGAACAUUGCUAUCAUCAGGCCAUCCAUCGUGGGAGCCAGCUGGCACGAGCCUUUCCCAGGUUGGAUUGACAACUUCAACGGGACAAGUGGAAUAUUUAUUGCGGCGGGCAAAGGGAUCCUGCGGACCGUCAUCGCCAACAACGAAGCCGUGGCCGACAUGAUCCCGGUGGACGUGGCCAUCAACCUCACCCUGGCAGCAGGGUGGUACACUGCUGUGCACAGACCAAAAAACUUGUUGGUGUACAACUGCACAACGGGUGGAAUCAACCCUUUCUUCUGGGGAGAAAUGGGGCAGUACGUCAUGUCCACGUUCAAAAGGAACCCUCUGGAGCAGGCCUUCCGAACUCCCAACGCUCACAUGACCUCCAGCUACUUGAUAAACCAGUACUGGAUCACUGUCAGCCACAAGGCGCCCGCCAUCCUCUACGACCUGUACAUGAGGCUCACGGGGAGAAAGCCCAGAAUGAUGAAAAUUAUCAAUCGACUGCACAAGUCUAUGACUCUCCUGCAGUAUUUCUCCACCCAGUCCUGGAAUUGGUCUUCAGAUAACAUGAAUAUGUUAAUGACUCACCUUAACACAGAGGACAAAAAGUUGUACAACUUCGAUGUCCGUCAGCUGCACUGGUCAGAAUACAUCGAGAGCUACUGCAUAGGGGCCAAGAAGUACUUGCUGAAUGAGGACAUGGCAGGAAUUCCAGCAGCAAAGCAGCAUUUACGGAAGCUGAGGAACAUCCGAUACGCGUUCAACACCACCCUCCUCGUCAUCAUCUGGCGCAUCUUCAUCGCCCGGUCGCAGAUGGCUCGGAACAUCUGGUACUUUGUGGUGAGCCUCUGCUACAAGUUCCUCUCCUACUUCAGGGCAUCCAGCACCCUGCGGCACUGAAGCCACCCAUCAGCAACCAGCCCCUUCCAGAGGGACCUCCAUCUCCUCUGAGCAGCGACUAUGGGCAUCGGGGUCUGACAGUAGCAGAAAAUUCCACUCCCCCCCCACCCCACAACAGCAGCUGGCAUUUGUUGUGCACUGUUAUAUGAUGUUCACCUUUUUAAUUUAACUAAUGCUUUAACACAUGGUGGUCUUUCUUCCAUAGGACCAGGCCAAUUUUUAAAGCCAUAACUGAAGCUUUAGGGGCAGGUCAAGCUGGAACCCUUCAAUUGAUGUGCAAGAGUAAGGAUUAACCAAAGUCGUUGUCUUCCCAUGUACUACCCCCUAGGCUAUCUUAAUCCCAUCUUCUUCCUCAAAAGAGGCAAAUUUAAAGCAUAGAACCUUGGCAGAAAAGGAUGCCAUCAGAGAAGACCCAGCCAAGGAAAUUAUCUUGUAAGGGGUGUUCCUAAAGAGGCUGUUUCUUCAUUCUCAUUCCGUGAAAUGGUACUACCUUAUUGAAAAAAAAAAAAACAACAAAAUUUCACUUUCCAGUUGUUCAAAACUUAGAGGGGGAAAAAGAUGAGUUACACUGGGCCAGUGAAAACACAGAAUAGUUUUCAGAUCUUGUCUUAUAUUGCUACUGAGGACUGAUGCUUUCAAGCCAUAACUGAAGACACACAUAGAAUUCAUGCACCUGUGUUAACUCACAAGCUGCUUUCUUACAGACAGGUCUUUCUUUCUCUCUGGUUUAAGGUUUCAGUCUACUAAAAAAUCCUGGUCUUGCAUUUAUCACAUUUGCUCAGAACAGUUUUGGGGUCUUGAAAAAUACUCUAUUAACUCUGGGGACGAAGAGAAGACUUUCUUAAAAGACCGAAGAAGAAUUCAGAAGCUCUUGAUUAUUUUAAUAGGUCUUUUCCCCUCCCUGGAUUUGUCUGCAGGAAACCUCUCUCCCUGUAACUCAAAACCAGCCUGAUACUGUGCUUCAUGCUUUCAUUUACAGCUAAAUCACUUCACACUUUCUUUGUCAGUGGAGGUGACCAAUUGCAAAGACACACAUGGAGGAAACACCCUCGGGCCAGUUCUGCUGUGGCAUUAAAAAGUCUGAAAGUUGGUUUUGUUGAGAAUAAAUUCCCAGUUGGACUCAGGGAUCUUAAAAGGUCCAACCUAAACAACCCUGUUGUUCUAUGGCUUCUCUGUAAAAAUAGUCCUGCACUGUGAAGCUGAGCCCAAGGAUCUUCCUAGUGCUUGUGGCUAUUGGAGACACUUGUUCCACACAGUCAAGUAGGAAUUCCUGUGGGGGCAGAGAGAGAGAGAGCUUUCUUCAAAGUAACGUGGUGCAACAGCAGCAAAUCUAUCGUGCUGUCAGAUUUCCAGAGCCAAAUCUAAUACCGAGAUAUUUUGUAUUCAGCUAACACUGAAUAAGCACUCUGAGAUCAGACUUCAAAGCAGCCAGUUUUCGAAACUCCAGUCUUGUGUCGUGCUGGCUGUCUGAAAAAGUAAUGCUACAUCACAGCAAAGUGACACAGUUGCUCUUUUGCUAGCUGAGAAUAGCAGGGUAUUUACAGAGCUGGCAUUCUUCAAAAAUUAUACUUGUUUUUGGCAGUAAAGGCAAGAGCGAGUUAUGAUGACAGUAUAUUUAUAUCUUAGGCCUUCAAGCUAGUUCAAAAGUCUUUCUAAAGGUGCAAAGAAUUUAUCUUCCCCAGAGGUCUAGUUUCAAGCAAUUCCCAAAGGAUGCCUGCAGCAGAAACACAGUGUCCAAAAUAGCAGGGCUCUGGCAUUGCCUACCACAGACCUCUCUGUUUUUCACACAUUACUCCUGAUCUGUGAUUAAUUAGAUCAAGCACCCAGUUUACAAAGAUGCAGAUUUCUUAAGCUCUUGCCUUGAAAAUGUACUUUCAAAAGGAAACUGGUGCUGGUUUUUAGCUGUGUGUUUUCCAGCUUCAGAAAGCUGGAAAGGACAUGCUGUACAAGGUGCCACUGCCUGGGAAACCUGGAGCUGUGGGUUCAGGUGCUGGGGACAGACAUUUCAUGUCCAGUGCUGCCAUAGCAGUGUCAGGGAAGGUUAGUGGCAUUAUACCUUGCUACCCUGGUGGGGCUGAGGCAGGUUGGUGUAGGGAUUCCUCCAGAAAGGCUGAAUUCCCUCAGGUACAUAAUCAGGUCAUCAGGCACCUCGCAGUCUCCUCAUCUGAAAGGCUGAAAAACCAAAGCAAAGCAAAACUGAAGAUGACUUCGAAACAAACUUCAAAAAUUCAAAAAUUAGGAAAUAAAUUCUAACUUGUAUCCUAAAAGUCUUUUUGAGAGUGCCUGCCUUAUGUACAAAGAGCAGCUAGUCCUAUGACAGACAAAAACGUGGGUGUCAGAGAAAAGUCAAAGGUGCAAACCUUGCCACGCAGACAUCAGUCAGCUCUGCUAAGAGUAAAGUGUCCCACCUCCCCUUUGCCUUCCCUGGUCAUGCCAUGCAUUCCUCACAAUAUGCCUGUAGGCAUUCACAGCUGUUUGCACAGGCUGUAUUGUCCCAGCAAGCCUCAGGUGUAUUUUUGCUCACCUGAGCAUGUCCAGACCUGUUCUCUGAACGCACAAAAAAGAUGCUCCAGGUUUCACUCAGAACAGCGGUGGUGGGAUAUUUUAGGGCUCUUCAGCCACAGCAAAACUACUGCUCAGCCCUGAAAAAAAAAAACAACAAACCAGCAGGAGCUGCUUGGGCUGUUGGAAAAACAUAGCUGUUGCAGAUGGUGUUUGCUCUCGUGGAGACCUUUGACAGCCCGCACAGCACUGCCAGCAGCUGGCUCCGGAGCUCUGGCCUUGCCUGGGGCGGAUCAAGCUGUUAGCUUGUCUAACACAGACACAGCACGCAGGGAAACUUGAAUCUCUCAUCCAUUUUCUCGUGGCUUGAGAUGCUUCCAUGUGGUCGAACCACAGAAGUGUCUCAGGAAAGCUCAGUGGAGGGGCUGGCGUGUGGCGAUGGCCCCCGGGUGCCAGUCGGGACUGUCACAGAGAGCUGUGAUGACAGAGAACUUGUUCUCACCCCAAGCAGUGACUUACCUGUGAUGGUUUACUUUGUGCUCCUCAGUGGACUUGGCUUGUGUGUGCUCUGAGGAAACCCAGGUCUUGGGGGAAAUACCUGAAAGAAAACACCGAGUGACAAGACACUUCUUUCCUUCUCUGUUCUCUUGCUCUUUCACAUACACUCACGAGCUUUUGACAAAAGAAAAGCCAAAUGCAGCUGCUACUAAGUUAAAUCAGAGGACCAUGGUGACAGAGUUAUUGCAAAAAACUGCAUUGAUCAGUGAGCUGCCAGAGUCAGAGGACUCUCCCUCAAGGAAUGGGGAAGAAGGAGAUCUAUCAGCAUAUUGACACCGGUUCAGUUUCCUGUGAUCGAACAUCCAGACUCAAAGGCUCCUCUGUCCUUUGCCCUCAAGAACAGGCAGCAUGAAGAACAAUGCUGGCAGUCACAAAAGAAAAUACCUGCCACAGGGCAGUAGGAUGGGAUUAUUUGCUGAACUUGCAGUGAUUUUACCCUCUCACAGUGGAAAUAACACGGAGCGCUGCGGAACCUCCUUUGUUAAUGCUCUGCACACACCCUGGUCUGUGGGCUACAGCUGGGAGCUGCUGUGCCAGAGCAGUGAAAUACCACUUCACUGUCACACAGCAGUGGGCAGAACCUUGCAAUUAACAACUAUCUUUUUAAUUACAUCCUGAUCACAAAAAACCAAACAACCAACAAAUCCCUAAAAUUAACCCACGCCUAAACUGCCUUUUGACUGACAACCAAACUUCCAGCACGUCUCUUACCAAAAAAAUAAAAUUCCUCACCCCUCCACACUCCUCUAUUCCAGUAACUUUGUUGAGAAGACACAAUUCUUUCUUGGUAGAGACGUGGGUAUCAGACAUACUGGUACAUUACAGAUUGUUGGCCCAUUUCCCACCUCCUCAAGAAAAUUGUUCUAUUUUCUAAGAUAACAUCAUUAUAUUUGCCUGUAUGUGCAGCUGCAUCUUUCAGCACCAGACAACAUACAAAAAUGGAAAAAAGUGGUGGAGCUCAUGCUGAAAUGCCAGGCUGUGCUUGCUCGGUGUGCCCUGUUCCACCAGACAAAGUGAUUAAAACAUACCCCAGUUCCCAGUGUAAAGGAAACCCGACCUGUAGUACUAUUAACCAGUUCAUUACCAUGGACAAGCAACUGGGAAAAGAGGGGGGGGGGGAGGGCAUCCUUUUGUUUGUAAAUAAGCUACAGCUUCAUGGUCAAAAGCAUGCUGUUGCUCUUCCAGCGUUGACGUCCCUACCGCUGAAAGCAAGGAUGAACUUUUAGUACAAUUGGAUCCUUUAUCCUAGCACAGAGUAAACCACAUACUGUACAUUCCCCAGAAGCCAAGUGGUGAAUAUCCCAUUACAUGGUGCUAAAUAUCAGUAUAAAAGGUGGUACAGACUUGCUUAAUAGAAUUAAAAUCCAAAAAAAAAAAAAACAAAAGUGUAUUUGGGGAAUAAUUAAAGAUGUACUAUCCCACUUUUCUCUACUGCUUAAAAGCCAACUAAGAAAUGAGUUGGGUUUUUUUUUU